AUGAUAAUUAAGCGCAACCUCAAAUCGCAAAUGCCGAGUCUGAAACGGUGCAAACUCGGCGAUUCAGUAGGUGAAGACGAAGAUAACUUGGGUAGAACUCGCAAGAAGCGGAAAAUCAAUGACUAUUAUCCUCUGGCUCUUCUCGGGGAGAUCGCCACCGGCAUAAUUCCGUUCGGCCUCCAUCAUAUCAUUGCUUCUGAGGCUGAAAAAGGUUUCUCGGCUUCAUGGUGCGCCGAUCUCUCGUACUCCCCUGAUGAAGUUGAAUCCAAAUCCAAGGGCUUAGAUUCAUCCAAUGCCAAGAACCGUACUGUGGAGAUUGCUCGGCCACCACUUGUGAGGACCUCCAGAGGGAGAGUUCAGGUACUUCCUUCGCGAUUCAAUGAUUCUGUAAUUGAGAAUUGGAAGAAAGAGAGUAAAACUAACUUGCCCGAUUGUAGUUUAGAUGAUGGUGGUGAUGAUGAGGAUUAUAAUUUUGAAUGUAAAAGGGAUAAAUCUAGUUUUAAGAAACCUAAGAAUUGUAAGCAGAACAUGAAAAAUUGGCGAAGUGAAGAGAAGAAUGGUUAUAAAGGGAAAAAGUAUACUACAUUGUGUGAGGAAGGUGAAGGAGAAACAGGGUAUGGUAAGACUUUGUUACGUGAGCAAUUCAUCAAGGAGAAUGAGAAGUAUGUCAAUGGGGUUGACAUUGUUGAUUCAACAACAGCGAAGCAGGCUUCACUUGAGAACGGUUGGAGGAAAGAUGGGUUGUAUGGGCCGGAGGACUUUUAUGCAGGGGAUAUAGUGUGGGCAAGGCCAGGGAAGAGGGAGCCAUUUUGGCCUGCUAUUGUUAUCGAUCCAAUGACUCAAGCGCCUGAGCUGGUUUUGAGGUCUUGUAUACCUGAGGCAGCUUGUGUGAUGUUCUUCGGACAUUCUGGGAAUGAGGUCCAAAGGGAUUAUUCCUGGGUUCGGCGGGGCAUGAUUUUCCCAUUCAUGGACUUUCUAGACAGGUUCCACGAGCAGCCAGAAUUGCACAGGUGCAAGCCUAGCGAUUUCCAGUUGGCAAUGGAAGAGGCUUUUCUAGCAGAACAGGGUUUUACGGAGAAGUUGAUACAGGAUAUAAACAUCGCAGCUGGAAAUACAACUUACGAAGAAUCUGUUCUUAGAUGGGUUCAGGAGGCUGGUCCAAACCAGGAUCAUGAUUAUCACCUUCCUAAUCAGGGCUUCUUUGGGAAAUAUAAGGACUCAAGACCAUGUGAAGGCUGUGGCAUGAACCUCCCAUUUAAAAUGGGAAACAAAAUGAAAGCAUCUGCUCCUGAAGGCCAAUUUUUGUGUAAAACAUGUGCUAGGUUAACUAAAUCAAAACACUAUUGUGGCAUCUGUAAGAGGAUUUGGAAUCAUUCAGAUAGUGGAAGUUGGGUGCGAUGUGACGAUUGUAAAGUUUGGGUGCAUGCAGAGUGUGACAAAAUUCCCAGCCAUCAUUUUAAGUCUCUGGGGGCCACUGACUAUUACUGUCCUACUUGCAAGGCAAAGUUUAACUUUGAAUUAUCAGAUUCAGAGAAGUGGCGGCCAAAAAUUAAAUCAAAAACUAACAACAGUGAACUAGUUUUGCCUAAGAAGGUUACUGUUCUCUGCUGUGGUGUUGAAGGCUUAUAUUACCCAAGCCUCCACUUAGUUGUUUGCAAAUGCGGGUCCUGUGGGUGUGAGAAGCAAGCAAUUAGUGAGUGGGAAAGACACACUGGUUCGAGAGAACGAAAUUGGAGGAUUAGUGUGAAGGUGAAAGGCUCCUUGCUGCCAUUAGAACAAUGGAUGCUUCAGUUAGCAGAGUACCAUGCAAAUGCUACCACCUCUACCAAACCUCCUAAACGACCACCCAUACGAGAGAGGAAGCAGAAGUUGAUUGUUUUUUUGCAGGAAAAAUACGAACCAGUUCAUGUGAAGUGGACAACCGAACGCUGUGCUGUAUGUAGAUGGGUCGAAGAUUGGGACUACAAUAAAAUUAUUAUAUGCAAUAGAUGUCAAAUUGCUGUGCAUCAAGAAUGUUAUGGAGCAAGAAAUGUUAGGGAUUUCACUUCAUGGGUUUGUAAAGCUUGUGAAACACCUGAAAUUACACGAGAAUGUUGCCUUUGUCCCGUAAAAGGAGGUGCUUUGAAGCCAACUGAUGUUGAGACAUUGUGGGUUCAUGUUACUUGUGCUUGGUUUCAACCUGAAGUAUCUUUUGCAAGUGAUGAAAAGAUGGAACCUGCUCUUGGAAUCUUGAGUAUACCAUCAAAUUCCUUUGUGAAGAUUUGUGUUAUUUGCAAGCAAAUUCAUGGUUCUUGCACACAGUGCUGUAAGUGUUCAACAUAUUACCAUGCCAUGUGUGCUUCAAGAGCAGGUUACCGCAUGGAGUUGCAUUGCUUGGAGAAAAAUGGCAGACAAAUGACAAAAAUGGUGUCAUAUUGUGCUUAUCAUCGCGCUCCAAAUCCAGACACUGUUUUAAUCAUACAAACCCCUCUAGGGGUCUUCUCUGCCAAAACCCUUGGUCAAAAGAAGAAGAAGAGUGGGUCAAGGCUAAUUUCAUCAAGCAGACUGAAAAUUGAAGAGGCUCCAACUGUGGAAACUACCGAGGUUGAGCCAUUUUCUGCUGCUAGGUGCCGGGUCUUCAAAAGAUCAAACAAUAAUAGAAAGAGAACUGAAGAUGAAGCCAUGCCCCACCGGUUAAUAAGACCUUGCCAUCAUCCUUUAAGCACUAUACAGAGUCUGAAUGCAUUCAGAAUAGUAGAGGAGCCUAAAGAUUUUUCAUCUUUCAAAGAACGACUCCAGCACUUACAGAGAACCGAACAUGACCGAGUUUGCUUUGGUAGAUCUGGAAUACAUGGGUGGGGCCUCUUUGCCCGAAAAAACAUUCAAGAAGGAGAUAUGGUUCUUGAAUACCGCGGGGAACAAGUGAGGGGAAGUAUUGCUGAUCUAAGAGAAGCACGCUACCGAUUAGAAGGAAAAGACUGUUAUCUGUUCAAGAUCAGUGAAGAAGUCGUGGUGGAUGCCACCGACAAAGGGAACAUAGCGCGCUUAAUCAAUCAUUCGUGCAUGCCCAACUGUUAUGCGAGGAUUAUGAGCGUCGCGGAUGAUGAGAGUAGGAUUGUUCUUAUUGCCAAGACUAACGUGGCUGCUGGAGAUGAGCUAACGUACGAUUACUUGUUUGAUCCCGAUGAGCCAGAUGAAUUCAAAGUUCCGUGUUUAUGUAAAGCUCCAAAUUGUCGGCAAUUCAUGAAUUAGGAAUUAUACAAAAGAGCAUAGCCAUUGCUUCUCUGCAAGGACGGUGACCAACCCAAUUGCCCUAUGCAAGAGGUGGAAUCUCAUAGUCGAUCUAUACACCCUGAUUUGUAUUUUUUCCCCAGAAAAGAAAUGAAAAUGCAUCUUCCCUCCCUUUUCUUCUUUUACGACAAAUUUGAUGGUUAAUAAAAUGAUUAGGAUUUCCCAGUUGCUCUUGGAGCAUUCGUGUAUAUCUGU
Molecule: messenger RNA, 3465 nt
Organism: Hibiscus syriacus
Lineage: Eukaryota; Viridiplantae; Streptophyta; Magnoliopsida; Malvales; Malvaceae
Product: histone-lysine N-methyltransferase ATX4-like
Exons: 23
Coding region: 1-3231 (1076 amino acids)
Biological process (GO): regulation of transcription by RNA polymerase II
Molecular function (GO): protein binding
Source: RefSeq, a predicted model, not a curated record